Messenger RNA from Tuber melanosporum (Perigord truffle), 2377 nucleotides. RefSeq lists its product as uncharacterized. NCBI's taxonomy places the organism in Eukaryota, Fungi, Ascomycota, Pezizomycetes, Pezizales, Tuberaceae. Gene Ontology annotation, biological process: protein sumoylation. The coding region runs from base 258 to 1865 and encodes 535 amino acids. The record is from RefSeq and is a predicted model, not a curated record. The transcript has 8 exons. Gene Ontology annotation, molecular function: zinc ion binding; SUMO ligase activity.
CUGGCCCACCCUCUCUUCUCCUCACGACACCGCUCCCCGACGCCGCUCCCUCCCCUCCACCCCCACAUCACCUCCUCGCCCUGUGCUGAUAGGCACUUUUCGCCCCGCGUCCCAUAUGCCUUUGUCUGGACACAAUCAGUCCUUUCAACAACGACUUGUCUAGUUUCCUCAGCCUUCACCCUGCAAUUCUGAGCUUUUCCAGAACCUGCGAGUCCAUUGCCGUGAUAUAAACGACCCAUCGCCUGUUUGGCUACAAGAUGUCUUCCUACCAUUACCCCGAGCGUUCCUCGCUCAUACGAUACGUCAUGAGCCAUCUGAUUGUCCGUCAGCUGCAAUCCGUCUUGAAAUCAGAAGGCCUCCCGACUAGUGGACUAAAGGCCCCGCUGCAGAAACGCCUUACAACUCACAUCGAGGACUUGAUCAGCAAGGGCGAUACAUCGGGCCUUGAGCGGGUUAAGAACCUCAUCUAUCGUCCCGAGUCUCCCGCGCCCUCCCGGAAUUCGACCGUGAACUAUAACCAAACCAGCGGCUAUGCAUCGCCAGCUCCUCCUAUGGCCCAGACGCCGCCAUACUCUGCUCCGGGCUAUGGAUCUCCAAGUGCGGCCUUGAGUCGAAUUCACUUUAAGGAAAGUCCAUUCUACUCGGUGCUUGUGGGGUUAACUCCUCUGGAGACAUGCCCUAUCAUGACCGCGAACCGCCACUCAGUUCAUGUCUCUGUGGUACUAUCAGCACCACAACUCCAGCAAAUAAGUACGGAUAAAUCUUAUCGCUGCAUGGUCUACUGCGCUGCAGUCGAUGGGAUCACUGCCUAUACCAAGGAUACGGAUAUUGCGUUUCCUCAUCAGGUCGAGCUUCGUGUCAAUGAUGUUCAGAUAUCUGGGUUGAACCUUCGUGGUCUGAAGAACAGACCUGGGUCAACAAGACCGGCGGACAUUACAGAUUACCUCAACAGGAAGCCAGGACAUAGAAACCAGGUUACACUCACAUAUGCUCUUACCCAAAAGAAGUUUGCGUUUGUGGUCAAUUACGUGAAGACAGAUUCUGUCGAGGAGCUUGUUGAGCGCCUGAGAGCUGGCGCUUCAAUCACUAAAGAAACUGUUAUUGCUGAUAUGGUCAGGAAGAACGAAGAUUCGGAUCUAGUCGCUACCUCCAGUAUCAUGUCCCUCAAGUGUCCCCUAUCCACCCUCCGUAUCGACCUGCCCAUUAGAUCUACCUUUUGCAACCAUAUGCAAUGCUUUGACGCAACCUCUUUCCUUCAGCUGCAACAACAGGCUCCGACUUGGUCUUGUCCAACUUGUAAUAAGAGUAUUAGCUGGAAAGCGCUUGUCGUCGACCAGUAUUUCCGUGAUAUUUUGAACAAUACGCCCAAAACAGUAGACUCUGUAACUAUCGAUGUUGAUGGGGCUUGGUCCGUGGCUGCGGAAUCAUCCGGAACCCCCAUGCCAGAUACUGAUAGCGAGGACGGGAAUGGGGGACGAGAUGAUAUCAUCGAAGUCUCUGGGAGCCGAUUAUCAAAGUUGAGGGUUGAGGCCACACCGAUUGCACCCUCUCCCGUCGCUACAACCUCUCGCGAGGGAUCUGCUUCGGUCCCCAGAAGCUCCAUCAGCGCAAAACGCCCGGCCUCACAGGUCAUUGACCUCACCCUAAGUGAUGACGAAGAUGUUGUGCGUCCAGCCAAACGCAUCAAUUCGUUUCUCACUCCCACUAGCAUGAGUUCCGAUGGCCGCGGCGGCGGCAGUGGUAGUAGCUCAAGUAAUGGGAAUGGGAGCGUGUUUCCGCCUUUCGAUCCGGUCGUAUAUAACGGGAACAGCCACUCGCCGGUAGGGACUCCCGGCCCAUUUCUGGCGGGCGGGUAUGGCAGAUGAUGGUGACGUGAUGAUGUUUUCUCCUAUCUGGAAAAGGGGAAGAUGAAAGAGGGCCCACUUGAUGUUUCUACGCUACCCCUUGCGAUACCAACCAUAAUUGAAGUCUGCAAUCACGAAUUGAAAUAGGGAGAAAGAGGAGGUGGGGGAAGAGCGACCACUAUGGGAUAGGCGUUCACCAAAAUACUCACGCUUCUCUUUGUCUGAUGGGAGACAUUCGUUACAGAAAAUCGUUUGUUUUUCCUCUCCUCUCCUCUCCUCUUCUUUUACCAAGGAAGCUGGCGACUUGUCUUGCUUAGCUAGUUAGCACAUCUUUGCUCACCCCCCCUUUCAUAUUCUUCUUAUCAAAGCUUCCAUUGCCCACACUAUUCCCUUUGGUAUCAUUUUUCGCCCUUUUUGUCGUUUCAUUUCGUCUUCAUAUUAAGUAUCAUUACACAGUAGCUCUCUCCUUUCCUUUCCUUAUUAUCAGCUGGGACAGGGGGUGUUUUUCCGGGACAUUCAAAGAUUUUCCUCUU